GAGAGAACAGUCAGACACAGAGGAGCACUGCUUUGAAGAGGAGGGCUUCCUCAUGCAAAGCAUUGCUUGGAAUUAAAACCUGACUUCUGGGCGGCUGUCGAAGGAGGAAUUAUAACAAUAAAAUGAAUCUUCUUUGGUUCUGGAUGCUGAUGGCGACUAUUAAGGUCGUUCUGGGUGGAAAGACAGAGCAGUCGUUGCUAAGCAAGCAGGAAUUGUUGCCGUGCACACGGGGGUUUACACAGGAGGAAUACAUCAUCGAAAUGGACCAAGAGCUGGCAAAGGGACAGGCUGUCUUCAACGUGACCUUCGUGGACUGUGGUCAAGGGAAGGUGUGGUUCAAGGUUGGACACUCUUCUGAUUUCAGCAUCAGUGAGGAAGGUGUGGUCUACACCAGACGACGUCUCAACCUGGGGGAAAGGAAGAAGGCUGAGGUGGUUGUGUAUGCUCAAGAUCUGCAGUCCAAGCAGGUCUGGAAAUCCAGAGUGCAUCUCCAUGUUCAUCCAGAUAGCAGCCACGUUUCCCUGGAACAGGUAAAGCCCAGUGAUGCAGCACUGACUCAGCAGGUACCACAGAUCUUGUUUCCAUGGGGCAGCGUGGUUGUCAGGGGUGAUGGCAGUCUGAGGCGUGUGAAGAGAGACUGGGUCAUUCCACCUAUCAACGUCCCCGAGAACUCACGGGGACAGUUCCCCGAGGAUCUAGUCAGGAUUCGGUCAGACCGGGACAAGAACCGGAUGCUGCGUUAUAGCGUAACAGGGCCCGGGGCCGACCAGCCACCGACCGGGAUCUUCAUCAUCAACCCAAUCUCAGGCCAGCUGUCUGUCACCAAACCCCUGGACAGAGAGCACAUCUCCAACUUCCAUUUGCGAGCCCAUGCUGUGGACCUGAAUGGGAAUCAAGUGGAAAACCCCAUCGACAUCGUUAUUAAUGUCAUCGACCAGAAUGACAACAGACCAGAGUUUACGCACACUAUCUUCAAUGGUUCUGUUCCUGAGGGAUCCAAACCUGGAUCCUUUGUGAUGGCAUUGACAGCAGUGGACAAGGAUGAUCCAAAAACAGCCAAUGGGAUGUUGCGAUACAAGAUCCUCUCCCAGAAUCCCCAGAGCCCCUCUUCCAACAUGUUUACUAUUAACAACAAAACUGGUGACAUCAUCACUGUGGCAGCAGGCCUUGAUCGGGAGAAAGUCACACAGUACACCCUGAUCAUCCAGGCUACUGACAUGGAGGGAAAUCCAACAUAUGGCCUUUCCAACACUGCCACCACUGUCAUCAGGAUCACUGAUGUCAAUGACAAUCCCCCUGAAUUCACCACAGAAACGUUCUUUGGGGAGGUUCACGAGAACAGGGUGAACGUGAUUGUUACUAACCUGACUGUGACAGACAAGGACCAGCCCCACACGCCGGCCUGGAGCACUGUGUACCGCAUCAUUGCCGGAGACCCCUCCGGACGCUUCUCCAUCCCAACUGACCCCACCACCAACGAAGGCUUACUCACUGUUGUCAAGCCCAUAGAUUUUGAGCUGACCCGUUCCUUCAUGCUUACCGUGGAGGCAGAGAAUGAGGUCCCUCUGGCCCGUGGCAUCCAUCUGCCCCGUCAGUCUACAGCGACUGUCUCCGUACGAAUCCUGGACAUCAAUGAGAGUCCAGAGUUCAGCCCCAACCCCAAAUCCAUCAAACUGGAGGAAGGUCUACCUGCUGGGUCUUUGCUUACCACCUUCACUGCUCAGGACCCAGAUCGAUCCAUGAGACAGUCUGUCCGGUACUCCAAGUUGUAUGACCCUGCCAACUGGCUGGAGAUUGACCCAGUUAACGGACGGAUUUCCACCGUGGCGAUCCUUGACCGAGAGUCUCCAUAUAUCAAGAACAACCUCUACAAUGUCACGUUCAUGGCUUCUGAUGACGGCAUUCCUCCUGCCAGCGGGACAGGCACCCUCCAGAUGUACCUGCUGGACAUAAAUGACAAUGCCCCUCAAGUUUCCCCUCCUGAAGUGGAGAUGUGUGAGAAGCCGGAUCCCAGUGGCAUCAACAUCACAGCUAUCGAUUCUGAUCUGACCCCCAAUGGAGGACCCUUUGCUUUCGAGCUAGCCAAUCGCCCGUCAGACGUACGUCGAAACUGGACCCUAUAUCGCCUCAAUGGUGUAGAAGCCCAGCUUCGACUAAAGAUUGGCUCCCUGGCCAGUGGUAUCUAUGAGGUUCCUGUCAUCAUCACUGACUCUGGCAACCUGCCCAUGUCUAACACGUCCUUCCUGAGGGUCAAGGUCUGUCAGUGUAACCACCACGGAGACUGUGUGAACAUGGACAGAACCAUUGCAGCUGGACUGGGCACCGGAGCCAUCAUUGCCAUCCUCAUCUGCAUCAUCAUACUGUUAGUGCUGGUGCUGCUGAUUGUGAUGUGGAUGAAAAGAAGGGAUAAGGAGCGUCAGGCCAAGCAGCUUCUGAUCGACCCAGAGGACGACGUCCGAGACAACAUCCUCAAAUAUGAUGAGGAGGGAGGAGGAGAAGAAGAUCAGGACUACGAUCUGAGCCAGCUGCAGCAGCCUGAUGCUCUGGAGCCGGAGUGUGUCAAAGUGGGGAUCAGACGUCUGGAUGAGAGGCCUCUCCAUCACGAUCAUCAGUACCCCCUCCGCUCUGCUGCCCCUCACCCUGGAGAUAUAGGAGAUUUCAUUCAUGAGGGCCUGAAGGCUGCAGACAAUGACCCCACGGCUCCCCCCUACGACUCCCUGCUGGUGUUUGACUAUGAGGGCAGUGGUUCCACCGCCGGCACCCUCAGCUCCCUGCACUCAUCCUCAAGCUGUGGAGACCAGGACUACGAUUACCUCGGUGACUGGGGGCCACGCUUCCGCAAGCUGGCUGACCUGUACGGUGGAGGGGAUGAUUAGCACAUUCACCCUCCACGAACAAGAACCACUCUCCCCACUCUUGCUUCAAGUCUCAGACAGUGGGUGGAGUAAGACGGAUAAUAAUGGGAAACCACGGGGAUGGAUCAGCACUUCUGUAAUUCCACUGGACAGCUUGUUAAGACACUUGCUGCCUCUUGUGGACAGUUGAUGACAGUAGGGACCAUGCUGACUCCUUGCCUAGUAAGGCCUGGCACUGGCAAGAAUUCAGGCUAAUGGACGUGAUCUGAGCGUUAGCUCUUAUUCUAACAAAUGUGAGCCAUCAGGAAAGUGCUAAGAUUCUCUCUGAUGGCUGAGAGCUACGACAGCCAUGCUACAGACACUCAUUUACACUUGAAUCUUACAGUACAGCAGCACUGGGGUCAAAUGUGCCUUUUUGUACAUUCUUUUGAUUGUGUUCACUUCUGAUUCUAUUUGUUGCUUUAAAGCUCCUGGGAUUUAGCAACAGCAACCAGAGGAGCACUUUGCCAUUGUAAUGAGUUUAAGUGUGUGAUUUUGGUUUCCACCUCAUUCCUUGUACAUGUUUGUGUGUGAGAGUGAGUGUGUAUCAUUUCCACAGAGACACACUGGAUGGAAAAAUUAAAGGGCAAAGUCUUCUUGAGAUGCCUUGGAUGAUCCUGUCAGCAAAACAUGAUUUUACUGUGCAGCUCUGGGUCUUAAACUGAAUCAUCAACUGAAGUAAAUGUAGUCAUUUUCUGCUUCAUGUCAUACACUUACUUAUGUCUUAACACACACACACACACACACACACAUAUACAUAUAUAUAUA
Melanotaenia boesemani (Boeseman's rainbowfish) is the source of this 3662-nucleotide messenger RNA. Its product is annotated as cadherin-2-like. Bases 123 to 2876 code for a protein of 917 amino acids. Gene Ontology annotation, molecular function: calcium ion binding; cadherin binding. Gene Ontology annotation, biological process: cell-cell junction assembly; calcium-dependent cell-cell adhesion; synapse assembly. The transcript has 16 exons. NCBI's taxonomy places the organism in Eukaryota, Metazoa, Chordata, Actinopteri, Atheriniformes, Melanotaeniidae. The record is from RefSeq and is a predicted model, not a curated record. Gene Ontology annotation, cellular component: cytoplasm; lamellipodium; adherens junction.